This is a messenger RNA of Aphis gossypii (cotton aphid), 758 nucleotides long. RefSeq lists its product as uncharacterized. The coding region runs from base 102 to 758 and encodes 218 amino acids. The transcript has 3 exons. Lineage: Eukaryota; Metazoa; Arthropoda; Insecta; Hemiptera; Aphididae. The record is from RefSeq and is a predicted model, not a curated record.
UAGCGGGUAAACGAAUAAAUUACUCACAAAGAAAUUCAUACAACUCACGAGUUGAAGCUGCGGUUAUAUCAUAUAAUUCAAGUGGACAAUUUCUUCGUUUAAUGCAUAAAAAUAUACAAAAUGAUAUAAGCCCAGGUAUAAUAGGAAAGAAAUUCCUUACAUCCAAUAAAAAAAAAAGAAACCAAUCUAAAAAACGUCUUUUUCCUACAAGUAUACAGAAAAAGAGUAAUGUUGGCCCGGAUCAACAUUAUGGUUUAGCCGAACCAUUACCCGAAGAAGAUAAUAUUUCAAAAGAAGAGUUACAAAAAAUAAAAGACGAUUUUAUCAAUUCACUACGAUUAGAUAGAAACGGGCGCUUGGAUAUUGAAAAGAAAACUAGAGAACAAGCUAAUUCUCAAAUUUGGCAUGCUGAACGAAGGAAUAGACUUACAACAUCAAAUUUUGGCCGUGUUUGUAAACUACGACCAACUACGUCUUGUAAAAUUUCUGUUUACGAUAUAUUAUAUAGGACAUUUUUCUCGAAGGCAACUGAUUAUGGUAAAGCCACCGAACCAGAAGCUAUCGUCGCAUUGGAAAAUAUUUUAAAAUGCGAAAUCCAUCCGUGUGGACUUAUCAUUGAUGAACAAUUUCCUUACCUAGCAACAACUCCAGACGGUAUUAUCAAUGACGAUUUUUUAGUUGAAAUUAAAUGCCCGUUCGCAGUCAGAGAUACGUUGACAUUUUCGGAAGCGAUGAACAGUAAAAAAGUAAGAGUAUAA